AUGUUUAUCCCUAUGAUUGCAUCAUUUAAACCACGUGAGUCGAAUACCAAAUUCCAAGAUUUUGCCAAUCUAUUGCUUAAUCAAUUUAGCGAGCUCAUGCAAGAAUUACAUAAGCAACAUGAUUUUAAAAUAAUGCAUUCCGUGGUUCAACCUUUAUGGACGUCUCUUGGGACGUUGCUCUCCGGACUAUAUACGUCCAAACAAUUCGAUCAUACGUUCCGCACAAAUCUAAAUUCGUUGAGGGAAAUUGUUGGUAACAUGUCACCUGAUAAGCAUUCCAGACCAUCAAGUGUGCUGCUGAAAGUGUUGCAGAAGGGUUUAACGGCCAUGUCCCAGCAGCUUGGUUAUGGCUAUGUGAGUGCGUACUCCGAAAGAACAUGGAUUGACAAAGAGCAAAGGAAGUACGCAAAAAUAAUCUUUACCAUAUUUCGCAUACUUCACGUUUCACUAACUAUGUUGAAGGUUAAUUGCAAGAGUCUGAGUGGACAGCAACUUAACCAAUCUACUGACCUCGGAAAAAUUAUAGCCGAUGAGGGAUUCAAUGUAUCCGACCAGGAUGGACAGAAUGGCGAGCUACGGAAUAAGCAAGAUUGCAAGGGUUCAGAUAUUAUUAACUUACUUAUCAGGAACGUCGACGGCGCAAACAACAACGAGCACCUUAAAACACUUAAGCCAAAUGAAAGGAAUAAAUUCAGUCUCAUGAGUAUCAUAGCGUGCCUCAUGUCCCAUCUUGACGAAUAUAAUAAAGUUUGCCACCAUUCUACAAUCUCUGUCAAGAGGUCUCCGUGUUCUGUUUACGAACAGUUAGUCUGGCUGAUUGGUCUCCCACACAAUCAAGUGUUUGACAAAUUUAGCGUGUACUGUAGGGAACUGUUCGAUAAACCGAAGAAAGAUGACAAGAGGGAUUACUCAGAAAUUCCGUCAUCUGAAUUGCAACUUGGUGCCUACCCAUAUACCAUCAACUAUGAUGAUUUGGUGCCGGCGAUUAAACGUGUAUGCCAGCACUCUCACCGUGUACUUACUACUAUCCUCGGCCACGGCCACUCAGCGGGCAUAUAUGCCUCUGACUUCUCGAACAAUUCACUAAAUUUUUAUUAUCCCAGUAGUAUGUCUACGUUAGUAUGCAUGUUACUCGACGUCCUGAAGCGCAUCUACUACCAGCUUUCUUUCAUUUGUCGACAGUGUAAAUAUACCUCCAAACUUAGCGGGUGGCGUGACUGUUCAUAUGGGCGCGGCGUUGGUGGCUCCAAUUGGCAGUGUAAUACGUUGACGUAUGCCAAUCAAACGUGUGACCAACACUGCAAACAACUGGCCAACCAAAGUGCCAACCUAUGUGCCAAGCAAAUAGGCAACCAAAACACUAAGCAAAAGUGUGACCAACAUCCCAACUGCGGACUAAAAUCACCAUUACAAUCCUUCUUGGAAGAUGGGUUGCAGGGCUUUUUGCCACAUAAGGUAUCAGUUAAAGGAACAAAGAUGUCAUGUUCCUCCUGUAGUCAGACACCGCCUGGCCAACCAUGUAAAACGCCCAUGGGCUUCCCUGAAAUCGCUACCACUGCAUCGCACACGAAAACAGGAAUGGAUAUAUACAUGGUUCUGACCGAUUUCUGCGGCACGGAAUUGUCUCCCUUGACUAGACUGUGCAGUGUUUUCAGCUGCUUGCUCCCCAGCGCUCCUAAAUCUCUGGGAGACAUGUUUGCUUUCUACUUCAAUUUCAAUAAUAGGUGGUAUCUUCACGGCAGUGGAGUACGCGAGAUGCACAGGGAAAUUGCGUUCGAGACAUCCGUCAAGAAGGCGUAUUUUGGUUCACCAUACCCAGAAUUGAAUGAAUGCUCAGAGUUGUUUACACCGGAUAAGCAUUCCUCGAGCCAUGCUGCCGGCUAUUUAACUUGUCUAUCUACCACCGAAGUUACAUGUUACAUUGGCAACAAAAAUGUGGGUCGUAUAUGGAGUCCUUAA
This is a messenger RNA of Babesia ovata, 1959 nucleotides long. RefSeq lists its product as uncharacterized. Lineage: Eukaryota; Apicomplexa; Aconoidasida; Piroplasmida; Babesiidae. The record is from RefSeq and is a predicted model, not a curated record. The coding region runs from base 1 to 1959 and encodes 652 amino acids. The transcript has a single exon.